This is a messenger RNA of Pimephales promelas (fathead minnow), 1366 nucleotides long. RefSeq names its product regulator of G protein signaling 13b (gene rgs13b). Lineage: Eukaryota; Metazoa; Chordata; Actinopteri; Cypriniformes; Leuciscidae. The record is from RefSeq and is a predicted model, not a curated record.
GCAUAAAAAGCAGAGCCGGAUACGCAGAAGGGAAACCUGUAGAGCACCAAGUGCAGCAUGAUCACUUGCAGGACCGUGCGGCUGUGGAUUUCUGGGCAAUAAGUCCUCGCUCUACCAUGCCUGGCCUAAUCCCACAACCUCUCCCAACGGACGUCAACAUGGACAAAGACGACUUCAGGAGAAACAAGACCUUAGGAAAGAACCUCAUGUGCCGACUAAAGUGUAUGUUCACCAGUUCAUCUGCUCCGGAGAGCAGGCUAAGUUUAGAAGACACCCAACAAUGGUCCCAGUCUCUGGAACGGCUUCUCGGUUCCAAAUAUGGCAUGGCCACAUUCCGCACCUUUCUGAAAUCAGAAUUCAGCGAUGAAAACAUCGAAUUCUGGUUGACCUGCGAGGACUACAAGAAGAUAACUUCGUCCCAUAAGAUGAGCUCGAAGGCGAGGAAAAUCUUUGAGCAAUUCGUCGAAGCAGAAUCUCCGAAAGAGAUAAACAUCGACUAUCACACGCGGGAGGAAAUCAAGAGAAAUGUGAGGAGUCCGACGGCAGAGUGUUUCGACGAGGCUCAGAAGAUCGUUUUCGGUCUGAUGGAACGUGACUCUUACCCCAGAUUUCUACGAUCUGAGAUGUACAAGACCCUCCUCGAGUCCCUUGCUUCGGAUGAUGCUCGAGGAUGACUGUGUGGUGAUGUAUCACACCAAUGCUAAAACUGGAACGGUCUGGUUUGUGUGCAGGACCAGAACCCCCGAAGCUCGCGCUCCCCGCCGUGUGGAACUUCUGAAACUAACAGGAGACAAAAAGGAGCAAUGGUUGGGAACAUGCCGUUGAUAUCAAGGCAAAAUGACAAGAAACACAAGUCUGACGUGUUUCUGAAAUGCCAGGAGUGCUUCUCAACUGAGCGUGCUUCCUGUGUAGAUAAGGACGCAGCUCCUUCAAGCCCUUCCGGUGGUUUCCGAAGCUACAGUGUGGGGACAACACUAUCGUCUUUUCCUGGCACUUCCAGAAGAUCUUUAUAAACUGCUUUGCCAUGUCCAACAAUGACUUUAGUAACAAAAAACUACCUCUGCCUAUUGGUUGAGGUGGUUUGGACAGUUUUGUAAGGGGAUCUUGACAUGUUUCAACAUGAGUGCCUUAUUGCCACAGAGAUGUAUAACAUUAAAGAAAGAAAUGAACUACUAGAGAGGUCAAGUUAAAGUACAGUUGUAGCAUGUGUGCCACACACAAAAACCGUAGGCAUUACUUGUAAUGUUAUAACGUUUAAUUUAAAUGAAGAUAUACUACUAUUUAUUAGCCGCAGUGCAGCCACUGGUUGGAUGUUGACUUUUGUCAUUUUUGAGGACGAUAAAAUAAAGAUUGGACACUGUUUUCA